Eptesicus fuscus (big brown bat) is the source of this 4647-nucleotide messenger RNA. It is a transcript of the gene INSRR, whose product is annotated as insulin receptor related receptor. The record is from RefSeq and is a predicted model, not a curated record. Gene Ontology annotation, biological process: insulin-like growth factor receptor signaling pathway; positive regulation of phosphatidylinositol 3-kinase/protein kinase B signal transduction; regulation of JNK cascade. NCBI's taxonomy places the organism in Eukaryota, Metazoa, Chordata, Mammalia, Chiroptera, Vespertilionidae. The transcript is spliced from 22 exons. Gene Ontology annotation, molecular function: phosphatidylinositol 3-kinase binding; ATP binding; insulin receptor activity. Bases 1 to 3903 code for a protein of 1300 amino acids. Gene Ontology annotation, cellular component: membrane; axon; insulin receptor complex.
AUGGCAGUGCCCGGACUGUGGCCGUGGGUGGCAUGUCUGCUUGUGACCCUCCUGUCCUUGGGAUCUGGCCUGGACACACUAAAGGUGUGCCCCAGCCUGGACAUCCGCUCGGAGGUGUCGGAGCUGCGGCGGCUGGAGAACUGCAGCGUGGUGGAGGGCCACCUGCAGAUCCUGCUCAUGUUCACGGCCACGGGCGAGGACUUCCGUGGCCUCAGCUUCCCGCGCCUCACUCAAGUCACCGAGUACUUGCUGCUCUUCCGUGUCUACGGCCUGGAGAGCCUGCGCGACCUCUUCCCCAACCUGGCCGUCAUCCGCGGCGCCCGCCUCUUCCUGGGCUACGCGCUGGUCAUCUUCGAGAUGCCGCACCUGCGGGACGUGGGGCUGCCGGCCCUGGGCGCCGUGCUUCGUGGAGCCGUGCGCGUGGAGAAAAACCAGGAGCUCUGCCACCUCUCCACCAUUGACUGGGGCCUGCUGCAGCCUUCCCCCGGCGCCAACCACAUCGUGGGCAACAAGCUGGGCGCGGAGUGCGCCGAUGUGUGUCCUGGCGUGCUGGGCGCCACUGGCGAGCCCUGUGCCAGGACCACCUUCAGUGGGCACACAGACUACAGGUGCUGGACCUCCAGCCACUGCCAGAGAGUGUGCCCCUGUCCCCAUGGGCUGGCCUGCACCCCUGGGGGUGAGUGCUGCCACAUCGAGUGCCUGGGGGGCUGCAGCCAGCCGGAUGACCCCAGCGCCUGCGUUGCCUGCCGCCACUUCUACUUCCAGGGCGCCUGCCACCAGGCCUGCCCUCCAGGCACCUACCAGCACGAGUCGUGGCGCUGUGUCACAGCCGAGCUCUGUGCCAGCCUGCGCUCGGUGCCCAGCCUCGCCUCCACCUUUGGUAUCCACCAGGGCAGUUGCCUGGCCCAGUGCCCUCCAGGCUUCACCCGUAAUGGCAGUAGCAUAUUCUGCCACAAGUGUGAGGGGCUGUGCCCCAAAGAGUGCAAGGUGGGCACCAAGACUAUCGACUCGGUCCAGGUGGCACAAGAUCUGGCGGGCUGCACCCACGUGGAGGGGAGUCUCAUCCUCAACCUUCGCCAGGGCUACAACCUGGAGCAGGAGCUGCAGCACAGCCUGGGGCUGGUGGAGACCAUCACUGGCUUCCUCAAAAUCAAGCACUCCUUUGCCCUCGUGUCCCUGGGCUUUUUCAAGAACCUCAAACUAAUCCGGGGGGAUGCCAUGGUGGAUGGGAACUACACUCUGUACGUGCUGGACAACCAGAACCUCCAGCAACUGGGGUCCUGGGUGGCUGCGGGGCUCACCAUUCCCGUGGGCAAGAUCUACUUCGCUUUCAACCCACGCCUCUGCUUGGAGCACAUUUACCACUUGGAGCAGGUGACCGGCACGCGGGGACGGCAAAACAAGGCGGAGAUCAACCCCCGGACCAACGGAGACCGCGCCGCCUGCCAGACUCGCACCCUGCGCUUCGUGUCCAACGUGACCGAGACCGACCGCAUCUCACUGCGCUGGGAGCGCUACGAGCCGCUGGAGGCCCGAGACCUACUCAGUUUCAUCGUGUACUACAAGGAGUCCCCAUUCCAGAAUGCCACGGAGCACAUAGGUCCAGAUGCCUGUGGGACCCAGAGCUGGAACCUGCUAGAUGUGGAGCUGCCCCUAAGCCGCAACCAGGAGCCAGGGGUGACCUUGGCCCCCCUCAAGCCCUGGACACAGUAUGCAGUGUUUGUGCGGGCCAUCACGCUGACCACUGCUGAGGACAGCCCCCACCAAGGAGCCCAGAGCCCCAUCAUCUACCUCCGAACCCUGCCCGCAGCGCCCACCGUUCCCCAAGACGUCAUCUCCACGUCCAACUCCUCCUCCCACCUGCUGGUGCGCUGGAAGCCACCGACCCAGCGGAAUGGGAACAUCACCUACUACCUGGUGUUGUGGCAGCGUCUGGCAGAGGACAGCGACCUCUACCUCAAUGACUACUGCCACCGCGGCCUGCGGCUGCCCACCAGCAACAGCGACCCGCGCUUCGACCGGGAAGACGGGGAACUCGAGGCGGAGAUGGAGCCCGGCUGUUGCCCUUGCCAACACCCACCUCCGGGGCAGGUCUUGCCGCCACUGGAGGCGCAAGAGGCCUCGUUCCAGAAGAAGUUUGAAAACUUCCUGCACAACGCCAUCACCAUCCCCAAGUCCCCUUGGAAGGUGACGUCCAUCAAUAAGAGCCCUCAAAGGGACUCCGGGAGGCACCGCCGAGCCUCCGGGGCCCUCCGACUCGGGGGGAACAGCUCAGAUUUCGAGAUCCGGGAGGACAAAGUGCCCCGAGAGCGAGCAGUGUUGAGCGGCCUGCGCCACUUCACCGAGUACCGGAUCGACAUCCAUGCCUGCAACCACGCGGCGCACGCUGUGGGCUGCAGCGCCGCCACCUUCGUCUUUGCGCGCACCAUGCCCCACAGAGAGGCUGAUGGUAUCCCAGGGAAGGUGGCCUGGGAGGCGGCCAGCAAGAGCAGUGUCCUCCUGCGCUGGCUUGAGCCAUCGGACCCCAAUGGACUGAUCCUCAAGUACGAAAUCAAGUACCGCCGCUCGGGAGAGGAGGCCACAGUGCUGUGUGUGUCCCGCCUGCGAUAUGCCAAGUUUGGGGGCGUCCACCUGGCCCUGCUGCCCCCUGGAAACUACUCUGCCAGAGUGCGGGCAACCUCACUGGCUGGCAACGGCUCGUGGACAGAAAGUGUCGCUUUCUACAUCCCUGGCUCAGAGGAGGAAGACUCCGGGGGGCUGCACCUUCUCACUGUCACCCCCGUGGGACUCAUGCUGCUCAUCAUUCUUGCGGCCCUUGGUUUCUUUUACAGCAAGAAGAGAAACAGCACCCUCUAUGCCUCUGUGAAUCCAGAGUACUUCAGUGCUUCUGAUGUGUACAUCCCCGAUGAGUGGGAGGUGCCUCGGGAGCAGAUCUCCAUAAUUCGGGAACUGGGCCAGGGCUUCUUCGGGAUGGUAUAUGAGGGGCUGGCACAAGGACUGGAGGCUGGAGAGGAGACCACACCUGUGGCCCUGAAGACGGUGAAUGAGCUGGCCAGCCCACGAGAACGCAUUGAGUUCCUCAAGGAAGCCUCUGUCAUGAAGGCAUUCAAGUGUCACCAUGUGGUACGUCUCCUGGGCGUGGUGUCUCAGGGCCAGCCAACUCUGGUCAUCAUGGAGUUAAUGACUCGUGGGGACCUCAAGAGCCAUCUUCGAUCUCUGCGGCCGGAGGCAGAGAAUAACCCUGGGCUCCCGCGGCCAGCACUGGGAGAUAUGAUCCAGAUGGCUGGUGAGAUCGCAGAUGGCAUGGCCUACCUUGCCGCCAAAAAGUUUGUGCACCGAGACCUGGCAGCCCGAAACUGCAUGGUGUCCCAGGACUUCACCGUCAAGAUUGGGGAUUUCGGGAUGACUCGAGAUGUGUAUGAGACAGACUACUACCGCAAGGGCGGGAAGGGGCUGCUGCCUGUGCGCUGGAUGGCCCCCGAGUCCCUCAAAGACGGAAUCUUUACCACCCACUCGGAUGUCUGGUCCUUUGGCGUGGUGCUCUGGGAGAUCGUGACCCUGGCUGAACAGCCCUACCAGGGUCUGUCCAAUGAGCAGGUGCUCAAGUUUGUCAUGGAUGGUGGGGUCCUGGAGGAGCUAGAGAGCUGUCCCCUUCAGCUGCAGGAGCUGAUGAGCCGCUGUUGGCAACAGAACCCACGCCUGCGACCAACCUUCACCCACAUCCUGGACAGCAUUCAGGAGGAGCUGCGGCCUUCCUUCCGCCUCCUUUCCUUCUACUACAGCCCAGAGCGCCGGGGGCCCCGGGCUUCCCUCCUGCCCACCGAUGCAGAGCCCGACUCCCCACCACCCCCAAAAGGGGUUUCCUCAGACUGCAGCCCUCUAAAUGGGGGUCCAGGGCACUGAGGGGCACUCCCCUCCCUGUCUGAUUGGCCUCCCACAGGCAGAGAGGAAGGGAUCUGACCUUUGUGGCUGAGAGAUGUGCAGACUUUCAUACCCCCGGGCCAUGGGGUGGCCAAGGGUGGGGCCGACAGCAGGGGCAGGAAAGGCUGGGGGCGGAUCAGAGCAGACUCACCGAGUUCUCCCUGAGGAACUCAGCAAGGUCCCAGCAGGAGUGGAGACCAGGCCCUCAAAGAGCCCCUACUCAAACCAAGAAGAGAGGGCCUGUCCACCCCACAGGGGUUGUCGGGAGAACCCCACCCUCAGCCCACAGGUCCCUUGGGGACAUCUGGGGCCAUCAGCACACUUGAAACCAGAUAAGCAACCAGAAUGGGCCUGGACCCUCGUCUGUCCAUGUGUGGGCUGCAGGGGAAGACGGUCCACAUAACUGCCUUCUCACCACCGCGUGCCACCUCCUACCCUCUGCCUCAGGCGCCAGGGUGAGGUUCUCAGCCUGGCCUUCAGGCCUGCCCUCACUCCCCCUCUCCUUUGCCAUCGCAGGGAUUUCCAAGCUUGGUGCUCCUCCUUCCUCUGCCCCAGGAAAGUCCCUUGGAGUGAAUCACCCCACCCCUCGCAGUCCCAUCCCCUCAAUCUCCCUCAUACCCUUCGAUUAUUAAGGCUUUAAGAGGUUUGCUUCCUCCCUGCCCUCACUCCUGCCCCUCCCCCACCCCUCUCGGGGGAAGACACAAUAAAUGCCAAUGUCUGUUUGUA